Phialemonium atrogriseum is the source of this 1440-nucleotide messenger RNA. Its product is annotated as ferric reductase like transmembrane component-domain-containing protein. Gene Ontology annotation, cellular component: plasma membrane. NCBI's taxonomy places the organism in Eukaryota, Fungi, Ascomycota, Sordariomycetes, Cephalothecales, Cephalothecaceae. Gene Ontology annotation, molecular function: ferric-chelate reductase activity. Gene Ontology annotation, biological process: intracellular iron ion homeostasis; copper ion import; iron ion transport. The coding region runs from base 1 to 1440 and encodes 479 amino acids. The record is from RefSeq and is a predicted model, not a curated record. The transcript is spliced from 3 exons.
AUGGCUCAGAAGACUGACUUGGAAACACUGGCCUUUCGCUCCGGCUGGCUCGCUCUGAGCCAAUUCCCGUUCGUGGCUCUUCUCUUGUCUCAGUUCAACGUCAUCAGCUUUGCAACAGGCGUAUCCCGCCAACGCCUGAAGUGGUUGCACCGAUGGCUGGCAAGAACAAUCUUUCUCCUCUCAACACUUCACGGGGCGCUCUUCCUGGCCCAGUGGAUUCCUAAUAACUUCUUCUGGGACGAACUUGAGAUCGUGCCUCGAGUCAAGCACGGCCUCGUUGCGUGGGCGAUCUUGGCCUGGGCAGCCCUGAGCUCUGUGGGCCCCAUGAGGCGCCUGUCCUAUGAGUUUUUUAUCUUCCAGCACAUGGCUUCCGCACUGGGUUUUCUUCUGCUUUUAUAUUGGCAUAUUCCUAAGAACCACAAGUUCUAUGUUCACUUCGCCUCGGCCGCCAUCAUUUCGGACCUUGUAUCACGCCUGCUGCACUUUAUGUACAGAAACAUCGAGGUCCUACCCAAGAGGCUAUGCCGUGGCCGGCGGAGGAUCGGGUACGAGGCCACAGUAUCCGCUGUCGACGACGAUUUGACAGUACUGGACGUCAACGGAGUUGACUUCAGUUGGACCCCCGGCCAGUACGUCUACGUCUGGAUGCCUACUUUCUGGCUCCAGUCACCUCACCCAUUCACGAUCGCCAACAGCCCCAGCCCGGGACCAGACAGUUCCAGUCAUAUUUCGCUCGUGAUGCGGACUAAAGGAGGCUUCACAAAGAAAUUGAACCGGUACGCCCAAGCACACGUUCCUGGCGAGAAGCACCGGCGACUGCGAGUCUUUAUUUCGGGGCCGUUUGGAAACCCACUAAGUUGCACGUCAUACGAAACCCUUGUCUUUAUAUCUGCUUCGACUGGCGCUUCUUUCACUAUCCCCGUUAUUGAGUCGCUGGCAGCUAGCUCAGGUGUCACAAUGGCCCGCCGCGUGCACGUACUCUUGGUGGAUCGUCGGAAAGCCCAUCUUGAAAUAUACAUCCAACGGCUCCGUCAAAUGCUGCGAGAAUGCAUGGGAUCCGGCAUCGUCUUUCACAUCAAAGUUGCCAUCACUGCACCACCUGAAGUUCCGGCCAUGAACCUCGACGAAGCCGGUGGAUCCAGCGAGCCGACAGGCCUCUACGAGAGGUUGGUCGGGGUCGACGCUCAGGACCGAUCACAAUUGUCUUUAGAGGAAAACGACUUUGAGCUUCGCGGAUCAUCAGACUCGGACAAGUCUUUCCUGAGACAUAGCCGCGAGUCGUCGGUGAGCAGUACAGGUUGGGAUAAGGAGCUAGAUAUUGGACUAGACAAUGUCGAUGAUCCCAGUGUCGAAGAGGUGACGGGCCGGCCGGACUUGGAGGAUUAUUUUGAAGAAAUAAUGGAUGGGGCCUGUGGGCGGGUCGCUGUAUUUGGGACAUGA